This is a messenger RNA of Sordaria macrospora k-hell, 1116 nucleotides long. RefSeq lists its product as uncharacterized. The record is from RefSeq and is a predicted model, not a curated record. Lineage: Eukaryota; Fungi; Ascomycota; Sordariomycetes; Sordariales; Sordariaceae. Gene Ontology annotation, molecular function: methyltransferase activity.
AUGGGUUCCAGCACGCAAAGCCCUCAGAGCCCUCGAAGCCCGCAAAGCCCCAAGAGCAAGGCGGCCUCGCCCGCACCCGCAGUUGCCCCGCUCAGCGCUGAGGCGCAAAAUGCAGCUGGCAUUCUUCCUGCAGCCCACUGGACGGAGCAACCGCUCCCCGAAGAGGACAUUGAUGACGGGGCGUCUUCCAUCGGCUCCUUCAGUUCUACAACCGCUUCGCUAAGCUCAAGCAUUUACAAGUACCGCGAAGUUCACGGAAGAACCUAUCAUGCCGAAAUCGGUAACGCAGAGUCAUGGCAGCCCAACGAUCAACGCCAUGUUGAUGCGAUGGAAAUUUGGUACCACGCUGUUACGUUACAAAUGGGAGGAAAGCUAUUCUUCUCCCCUCUUGAGCAGAAGAAGGUGAACAGGGCCCUUGAUAUUGGGACGGGGCUUGGCCUGUGGGCGAUUGACUUUGCCGACGAAUUUCCCAACGCUGAAGUUAUAGGAACUGAUGUCACCCCUAUCCAACCUUCUUGGGUCCCCCCUAACGUCAAGUUUGAGCUAGACGAUUGCAAUAAGGAAUGGACCUGGCCCGAUAAUACGUUCGAUUUUGUUAAUUUGCGGUACUUGAUAGGCGUUGUCGAUGACUGGGAUGCCCUCUUUCGCAACGCAUAUCGAGUCGCUAAGCCCGGAGCCUAUGUGGAGAGUCUUGUUCCCGGAUCUUAUUUCUUGUCCGAUGACGGGACAGUUAAGGAGGGUAGUUCCCUGGACCAAUGGGGUAGGGUAUUCCGGGAGGGCGGCAAAAGAAUUGGAAGAACGUUUUCGAUAUUAGAAGAGGAUCUCCAGCGGAAAGGUAUGGAGGCUGCUGGGUUCGUCGAUAUCGAGUUCAAGGAUUUCCGAUGCCCAAUGGGUACGUGGCCCUCUGAUAAGGAAGAAGCGGAAAAGGCUCUUUGGCAGAAGUUCGCUGUGGAGGCCGAUCUUGAAGGUUACAUCAACUACAUGUGGCAUUCUGUCCUUGGUUGGACCGCGGAUGAAGCAAAAGCUUUUGCCCGUCAUCUGAGAAGGGAUAUAAAUAACCCCAAGAUCCACGGAUACAUGAUCAGCCGUGUUGUAUGGGGUCGGAAACCGGAGUAG